Messenger RNA from Solanum pennellii, 883 nucleotides. RefSeq names its product LOB domain-containing protein 25. NCBI's taxonomy places the organism in Eukaryota, Viridiplantae, Streptophyta, Magnoliopsida, Solanales, Solanaceae. Bases 207 to 695 code for a protein of 162 amino acids. The transcript has 2 exons. The record is from RefSeq and is a predicted model, not a curated record.
GCUUUCCAUUCACUUAUAAAAUAUAUAUGCUUAUUGCCUUCUUUUCUUUUCUCUCUCAACUUUUUGUUCUAGGGUUUUCUUCUCUUUCAACUCCUCUUGUGUAUUUAGCUCUAAUGGUGAAAUAUUUAUUAAUCCUAUAGGAGAAUCAUCAAGGGACAAAGCUUGAAAAAUUGUCACUAUACCAAGAAGAUCAAGAGUUAAACAGGAUGUCUUCUACUAGCAACUACUCCACUCCUCCAUGUGCUGCUUGCAAAUUUUUGAGAAGAAAGUGCUUGCCAAGUUGUGUUUUUGCACCUUAUUUUCCUCCAGAGGAGCCAAUAAAGUUCACAACCGUUCAUAAAGUAUUUGGGGCCAGUAAUGUGAGCAAGCUUCUGAACGAAAUUCAGCCUCAUCAAAGAGAAGAUGCAGUCAAUUCUCUUGCUUAUGAAGCCGAAGCGCGAUUAAAAGAUCCUGUCUAUGGAUGUGUUGGAGCAAUUUCAGUUCUUCAAAGGCAAGUUCUUCGCCUCCAGAAGGAACUCGAUGCAACCAAUGCUGAUUUAAUGCGAUACGCCAAUAAUAAUAAUAAUAAUAAUAAUUUUCAGUAUGGGAGAAGAAUGGUUAAUUCUGGUUACUAUAAUUAUUCUUCUGCAUGGAACAAUGGUAUUUCUGGAGGUCAUAACAAUAUUGGUACUGAUAAUUGUGAUGGUGGCAGGUGAAGGAAUUGUAUUUGUUGAUUAACUUUGUUUUUCCCAAUUAAGGGAAAUGAAAUUGAACUUGAAUUAGUGUAUAAAUUGAAUAUGGUAUAUUUGGUGGAUUAUUGAGUGUUAUGUGUUGCACGUUAUAUAGAUGAUAUGGGGAGCAUGAAUAAUUAAGGUAGAUUUUUUCGUAUUCUGAACGAACAGUA